CCCGAAAGGAAUGUGAGUUCUUUUCCAGCACACGAAGAAACCUGUGGAUAAACUGUGUUUCUAGACUUUUGCUCCAGCUUUCCUAAGAAUCUCUUCACAUUGACGAACGGACACCAGUCCAUUACUCCUGAUUCCUACAAAGUACUCUUUGGAUUGUAUACAUCAAAAUUUGUUUUACAACCCCAUGCCACAAUAAUCUACAUUAUGAAGAGCAUACUUGUACAGGUCCCUUCAUGAACCCAUGUGAGAAUUUCCUUGGGAUACAUACCCAGAAGAAGAAGUGAUUGAUGGUAGGAUAUAGCUAAAUAGUAAUGAAUUACUCAUGAGUCACCAAAACAACUGGGUCAAAAUGAGCAAGAGACACAUAAGCGUGGGUCAGCAAACAUGGGCUCUUCUCUGCAAAAACUGCCUUAAAAAAUGGAGGAUGAAAAGACAGACUUUCUUGGAGUGGUUUUUCUCAUUUCUACUAGUCCUGUUUACAUACCUAAUUUCCUCCAAUUUACAUCAAGUUAUUGACUUUCCUCAAAUGCCUGCAAUGGAACUGGGACGUGUAGAUCAUUUUAAUGAUUCUAAUUAUGCUAUUGCAUUUGCACCUGAAUCUAAAACUACCCAAGAGAUAAUGAACAAAGUGGCUUCAGCCCCAUUCAUGAAAGGAAGAACAAUUAUGGGGUGGCCUGAUGAAGAAAGCAUGAAUGAAUUGGAUUUCAAUUAUUCAAUAGAUUCAGUGAGAGUCAUCUUUAAUGACACCUUCUCAUAUCAUUUGAAGUUUUCUUGGGGACAUAGAAUCCCCAAGAUAAAAGAACACAGAGAUCAUUCAGCUCAUUGUCAAGCAAUUAAUGGAAAAAUCACAUGUAAAAGUUCAACAUUCUGGGAGAAAGGCUUUGUAGCUUUUCAAGCUGCCAUUAAUGCUGCAAUCAUAGAAAUUACAACGAAUCAUUCAGUGAUGGAAAAGCUGAUGUCAGUUACUGGUAUAAAUAUGAAGAUACUACCUUUUGUUGCCCAAGGAGGAGUUGCAACUGAUUUUUUCAUUUUCUUCUGCAUUAUUUCUUUUUCUGCAUUCAUAUACAAUGUAUCAGUCAAUGUUACACAAGAAAGGCAAUGCAUUAAGCCAUUGAUGACAAUGAUGGGACUUCAGGAGUCAGCAUUCUGGCUUUCCUGGGGUUUGAUGUAUGCUGGUUUCGUCCUUAUUAUGGCCACUUUGAUGGCUCUUAUUGUAAAAUCUUCCCAAGUUGUCAUCGUGGCUGGUUUUGUAAUGGUCUUCACCCUGUUUCUCCUCUAUGGUCUGUCUUUGAUACCUCUGGCUUUCCUGAUGAGUGUGUUGAUAAGGAAACCUUUCCUCACUGGCUUGGUUGUCUUUCUUCUUAUUGUCUUUUGGGGGAGCCUGGGAUUCGCAGCACUGUACAGACAUCUUCCUGCAUUUUUGGAAUGGACUUUAUGUCUUCUUAGCCCCUUUGCCUUCACUGCUGGAAUGGCCCAGCUUAUACAUUUGGACUAUGACAUAAAUUCUAAUGACCAUUUAAAUUCUUCAAACAACCCACACCUCAUAAUAGCUACUCUCUUCAUGUUGGUUUUUGAUGCCCUUCUCUAUUUGGUAUUGACAUUAUAUCUCAACAAAAUUUUACCCACUGAAUAUGGACAUCGACAUGCUCCCUUGUUUUUCCUGAAGUCCUCUUUUUGGUUUCAACACCAAAGGACUAGUCAUGUGGCCCUUGAGAAUGAAGUAGAUUCUGAUCCUUCAUCUAGCGACUCUUUUGAACCAGUGUCUCCAGAAUUCCAUGGGAAAGAAGCCAUCAGAAUCAGAAAUCUUAAAAAAGAAUAUACAGGAAAGCAUGAAAAAGUAGAAGCCUUGAAAGGUCUUGUACUUGACAUAUAUGAAGGCCAGAUCACUUCCCUCCUUGGUCACAGUGGAGCUGGAAAAACCACCUUAUUAAACAUACUUAGUGGGCUAUUGGUUCCAACAUCAGGUUCUGUCACGACCUAUAAUCACACACUUUCAGAAACGUCUGAUUUGGAAACUGUCCGCAAGUUCACUGGAGUUUGUCCACAAUCCAAUGUGCAAUUUGGCUUUCUCACUGUGAGAGAAAAUCUCAGGCUGUUUGCUAAAAUAAAAGGGAUUCUGCCAGAAGAAGUGGAGCAAGAGGUACAAGGUGUUUUACGGAACUUAGAGAUGGAAGAUAUUCAAGAUAUUCUUGCUGAAAAUCUAAGUGGUGGACAAAAAAGGAAAUUAACUUUUGGGAUUGCCAUUUUAGGAGAUCCUCAGGUUUUGCUAUUGGAUGAACCAACUGCUGGAUUGGAUCCUCUUUCAAGACACCGAAUAUGGAAUCUCCUGAAAGAAAGGAAAUCAGACAGAGUAAUUCUCUUCAGUACCCAGUUCAUGGAUGAGGCUGACAUUCUGGCUGAUAGAAAGGUGUUCAUAUCCAAUGGGAGGCUGAAGUGUGCUGGCUGUUCUCUAUUCCUGAAGAAGAAAUGGGGCAUUGGCUACCAUUUAAGUUUGCAUCUGAAUGAACUGUGUGAUGCAGAGAGUAUAACGUCACUGGUUAAACAGCACGUCCCUGAUGCCAAAUUAACAGCACAAAGUGAAGAAAAACUUGUAUAUAUUUUGCCUUUGGAAAGGACAAACAAAUUUCCAGACCUUUACAGGGAUCUUGAUAGAUGUGCUAACCUAGGUAUUGAGAAUUAUGGUGUUUCUAUGACGUCUUUGAAUGAAGUGUUCCUGAAACUAGAAGGAAAGUCAACUAUUGAUGAAUCAGAUAUUGGAAUUUGGGGUCAAUUACAAAGUGAUGGGGUGAAAGACAUAGGAAGCCUUGUUGAGCUGGAACAAGUUUUGUCUUCCUUCAGUGAAACAAGGAAAGCAAUCAGUGGCAUGGCACUCUGGAGGCAGCAGCUCUGUGCAAUCGCAAAAGUCCGCUUCCUAAAGUUAAAGAAUGAAAGAAAAAGCCUGUUCUCUAUGUUAUUGAUUUUUGUGAUUAGCUUUUUCCCUCAACUUUUGGAACAUUUAUUCUAUGAGUUAUAUCAAAAAAGUUACUCUUGGGGACUGUCUCCGAAUAUGUACUUCCUCUCACCAGGACAACCACCACAAGAUCCUCUGACCCAGUUACUGGUCAUCAAUAAGACAGGGUCAAACAUUGAUAAUUUUAUACAUUCACUGAGGAAACAGAACAUAGCUUUGGAAGUGGACAACUUUGGAACUAGAAAUGGCACGGACGAGCCAUUAUACAAUGGUGCUAUCAUUGUGUCAGGUGAUGAAAAGGAUCACAGAUUUUCAGUAGCAUGUAAUACCAAAAGGCUGAAUUGCUUUCCUGUUCUCAUGGAUAUCAUUAGCAAUGGGCUACUUGGAAUUUUUAAUUCCUCAGAACACAUUCAAACUGAUAGAAGCACGUUUUUUGAAGAGCACGUGUCUUAUGAGCAUGGGUACCUGAGUAAUGCCUUCUGGAUACCAGUGGCAGCCUGCUUUACUCCUUACAUUUCGAUGAGCAGCAUUGGAGACUACAGAAAAAAAGCAUUUUCCCAGCUACGUGUUUCAGGCCUCUACCCUUCUGCUUACUGGUUUGGACAGGCACUGGUGGAUAUUCCCCUGUACUUCUUGAUUCUUCUUCUAAUGCAAAUAAUGGAUUACAUUUAUAGCCCUGAUGAGAUUAUAUAUAUAAUUCAAAGCCUCUUAAUUCAGAUCCUGUGUAGUAUUGGAUAUGUCUCCUCUCUUGUCUUCUUGAUGUAUGUGAUUUCAUUCAUUUUUCGCAAUGGGAGAAAAAAUAGAGGCAUUUGGUCACUUUUCUUCUUAAUUGUAACCAUCUUCUCAAUAGCUGCUACUGACCUAAAUCAAUACGGAUUUCUAGGGCUACUUUUCACCACCCUAUUAGUACCGCCCUUCACACUGAUUGGCUCUCUGUUCAUUUUUUCUGAGAUUUCUCCUGACUUCACGGAUUACUUGGGAGAUUCAGAAUCUCAAGUUGUAUUUCUGGCACUGCUAAUACCUUAUCUUCAUUUUUUGAUUUUCCUUUUUGUUCUGAGAUGCCUGGAACUAAACUUUAGAAAGAAAUCAAUGAGAAAGGAUCCUGUGUUCAGAAUUUCUCCAAGAAGCAGUGAUGUUUUUCCAAACCCAGAAGAGCCCGAUGCGGAGGACGAAGAUGUCCAAAUGGAAAGAGCAAGAACAGCAGCUGCCGUGACUGUCCCAGACAUGAAUGAGAAACCGGUCAUCAUUGCCAGCUGUCUACGGAAGGAAUAUGCAGGCAAAAAGAAAAACUGUUUUUCCAAAAGGAAGAAAAAAAUUGCCACAAGAAAUGUCUCUUUCUGUGUUAAAAAAGGUGAAGUUAUAGGGCUGUUAGGACACAACGGAGCUGGUAAAAGUACAACUAUUAAGAUGAUAACUGGAGACACAAAACCGACUGCAGGGCAGGUGAUUCUGAAAGGGAGCAGCGGAGGGGACAGCCUGGGGUUCCUGGGAUACUGUCCUCAAGAGAACGCGCUGUGGCCCAACCUGACAGUGAGGGAACACCUGGAGGUCUAUGCUGCCGUGAAAGGGCUGAGGAAAGCAGACGCCAAGGUCGCCAUCACACGGUUAGUGGAUGUGCUCAAGCUGCAGGAGCAGCUGAAGGCUCCUGUGAAGACGCUGGCAGAGGGAGUAAAGAGAAAGCUGUGCUUCGUGCUGAGCAUCCUGGGGAGCCCGUCCGUGGUUCUUCUGGAUGAGCCGUCAACAGGGAUGGACCCCGAGGGGCAGCAGCAGAUGUGGCAGGUGAUCCGGGCCACCUUUAGAAACACAGAGAGCGGUGCCCUCCUGACCACACAUUACAUGGCAGAGGCUGAGGCCGUGUGUGACAGAGUGGCCAUCAUGGUGUCCGGAAGGCUGAGAUGUAUCGGAUCCAUCCAACAUCUGAAAAGCAAAUUUGGCAAAGAUUACCUGCUGGAGAUGAAGGUGAAGACCCCCACCCAGAUGGAGCCCCUCCAUGGAGAGAUUCUGAGACUUUUCCCCCAGGCUGCUCGGCAGGAAAGGUACUCUUCCCUGAUGGUCUAUAAGUUGCCUGUAGAGGAUGUGCGACCUUUAUCCCAGGCUUUCUUCAAAUUAGAGAUAGUUAAACAGAGCUUCAACCUGGAGGAAUACAGCCUCUCACAAUCCACCCUAGAGCAGGUUUUCCUUGAGCUCUCCAAGGAGCAAGAGCUGGAUGAUUUUGAUGAGGAACUUGAUUCCUCAGUGAAAUGGAAGCUUCUUCCUCAGGAAGAGCCUUAAAGCUCCAAAUGCCUUGUGUUUCUCGUUAAGCUUGUAACCUCUUAUAGCAUUAACAUAACUUAUCUCAGAUACAGGACAAAAUACUUUUGAAACUCAUGUCAUAGUUUUUCUCAAUAUUUCUCAUAGUGAGACCAGCUGGUAAAGUCAGUGAGAACGGUGAUGGGGCAUUUGGAGAUUGCUCCAUCCAGAGCAAGCAAACCCCACGUUUCGUACAGUAUUAAGUUUUAAAAUGCAUUUAUUAUAGAAUUCUUUACAUUACUAGAAUGAUACAGAGAUGUUCUACUUUUCUUUCUCUGAACUUCAAAAUAUUGAAAAUUUUUCUAUCUUUUUGAGCAGGUAAAGUAUAAAUUAAGACAUAAUGUUGAUUCUAGGGGAAAGGAAGCCCAUUGAUUACACAGCAGCACAGUAUUUGGUUUUUUGUAGUUCACUUUUUUAAAAACCUGUUCUUAAUUCACUGAUUUUCCUUUUCUAUCAUUUUUCAGACUUUAGAUUGCAAAGUCUAUGUUUGUUUGUUGUAACCAGAAAGGCAAUUGGAAACCUAUUAAAACAAAUAAUGACAGUAAGAAUUUGAAUGAUUGA
Cynocephalus volans (Philippine flying lemur) is the source of this 5800-nucleotide messenger RNA. RefSeq names its product ATP binding cassette subfamily A member 9 (gene ABCA9). The coding region runs from base 323 to 5221 and encodes 1632 amino acids. Gene Ontology annotation, molecular function: ATP binding; ATP hydrolysis activity; lipid carrier activity. Lineage: Eukaryota; Metazoa; Chordata; Mammalia; Dermoptera; Cynocephalidae. Gene Ontology annotation, cellular component: intracellular membrane-bounded organelle; membrane. The record is from RefSeq and is a predicted model, not a curated record. Gene Ontology annotation, biological process: lipid transport; transmembrane transport. The transcript is spliced from 40 exons.